Mesocricetus auratus (golden hamster) is the source of this 2467-nucleotide messenger RNA. RefSeq names its product tudor and KH domain containing (gene Tdrkh). Gene Ontology annotation, molecular function: RNA binding. The transcript is spliced from 14 exons. Gene Ontology annotation, biological process: spermatogenesis. Lineage: Eukaryota; Metazoa; Chordata; Mammalia; Rodentia; Cricetidae. The record is from RefSeq and is a predicted model, not a curated record. Bases 139 to 1818 code for a protein of 559 amino acids.
CGCCUGCUAGCCUGAUGAGCCGUGGAAGUGACGGAGCAGCGGUGCUAGUGAGGUGCGAGGCGAAGGCGCGGGACUCCGGACGAGAGAACAAGUUGGUGGCAGAAAACUACUUUGAUUUGUUUCAGAAUACAGCAGAAAAUGGCCACUGAACAAACUUCCUGGACAAGCCUGUCCACUAUUCAAAAAGUAGCCCUGGGCCUUGGAAUCCCAGCAAGUGCAGCAAUUGCUUACAUCCUAUUCCGCCGAUACAGGGAAAGCAGAGAAGAACGAUUAACAUUUGUUGGAGAAGACGAUAUUGAGAUAGAGAUGCGAGUUCCUCAGGAGGCUGUGAAGCUGAUCAUCGGUCGCCAAGGAGCCAAUAUUAAACAGCUGCGGAAACAGACAGGCGCUCGGAUUGACGUGGACACGGAGGAUGUCGGUGAUGAGCGGGUGCUGCUUAUCAGUGGUUUUCCUGUUCAGGUGUGCAAAGCCAAAGCAGCAAUCCAUCAGAUCCUGACAGAGAACACCCCGGUGUUUGAGCAACUCUCAGUCCCCCAGCGAUCUGUGGGCAGAAUCAUAGGGAGAGGUGGCGAGACGAUUCGUUCUAUCUGUAAGGCUUCUGGAGCCAAAAUUACAUGUGAUAAAGAAUCAGAGGGAACGUUACUACUGUCAAGACUUAUAAAAAUCUCUGGAACACAGAAGGAAGUGGCAGCAGCUAAGCAUCUGAUACUGGAGAAAGUAUCAGAAGAUGAAGAACUUCGAAAAAGGAUUGCCCAUUCUGCUGAAACCAGAGUUCCACGAAAGCAGCCAAUCAGUGUUAGAAGAGAGGAAGUGAUGGAGCCAGGUGGGGCUGGCGAAGCCGCUCUCUGGAAGAGUACCACUUCUAGCAUGGGCCCAGCCGUACCCCUGGAGGUUCCUCUCCGCAAAGGUGGUGGCGAUAUGGUUGCUGCAGGACCAAAAGAAGGUUCCUGGGAGAAACCUAAUGAUGACAGCCUUCAGAACCCUGGUGCCCAGAACAGUCCAGAGACGUCCAUGUUUGAAGUUCCUAGUCCUGACUUCAGUUUCCAUGCCGAUGAGUACCUAGAAGUCUACGUUUCUGCUUCUGAACACCCUAACCACUUCUGGAUCCAAAUCAUUGGCUCCCGCAGCCUCCAAUUGGAUAAACUUAUCAUUGAGAUGACCCAGCACUAUGAAAAUAGUCUGCCUGAAGACUUGACUGUAAACGUAGGAGACAUUGUAGCAGCACCUUUAUCUACAAACGGCUCCUGGUAUCGAGCCCAGAUUCUUGGUACCCUGGAAAAUGGGAACUUGGACCUCUAUUUUGUUGACUUUGGAGAUAAUGGAGAUUGCCCACUGAAGGAUCUCAGGGCUCUCAGGAGUGACUUCCUGAGCCUUCCUUUUCAAGCAAUAGAAUGUAGUCUGGCACGGAUCGCCCCCUCAGGUGAACAGUGGGAAGAGGAAGCUCUAGAUGAGUUUGACAGACUCACUCACUGUGCUGACUGGAAGCCAUUGGUAGCCAAGAUAUCUAGCUAUGUCCAGACUGGAAUUUCAACUUGGCCAAAAAUCUAUUUAUAUGAUACCAGCAAUGGGAAGAAACUUGAUAUUGGGCUAGAAUUAGUUCGUAAAGGAUUUGCAGUCGAACUUCCUGAAGAUGUGGAAGAAGAUGGAACUGUCCCAGAUAUGUUGAAGGACAUGGCCAUGGAAACAGAUACUUCUCUUGCCAGCAUACUCAAUGAGACCAAAAAGAGCCCUGAAGAGUUACCACAUACCCUGUCCUGCCUCAGCUUAUCAGAAGCUGCCUCUAUCUCUGGUGAUGAUAAUCCUGAAGACUUAUUCUGAAGUCUGGGCUGCAGCUACUGGACCAGCUGUCUGCUUUGUGAUUUGGUACCAGGAGAGAGGAGUCUGUGAUAUACAGAGACCCACAAAGUUCUUUGUUUCACAUGGCGUGGCUUGCUAUGGAUCAAAUCCAUUUUUCCGUUCCAUUGGACUACUGGAAAGUGGCAGAUGGAGACAGAUUUCUCCAUGGCUGGUUCCUCCCCCACCUUUCAAUGUUUGGAUGCUCCUGUGUAAUCCCAACCUCUUCAUAUCAGGUUCAUUCUCCUGCCAGUAAUAAUUUGCAUUACUGCUGGACUGCAUUCUUUUUGAGGCUGGGAAACAGCCAGAGUUUGGGCAUGGAGAGUGUUUCUGCGGAUUUAUGACCCACCUUAUCAGUAUUUGGACUCUGAAGACUGCAGUUGUCAGUUGUCAGAAGACAAAAGGAAAAAUCAGCAUCAAUAUAAAGGUCUUAUGGAGGGGGAGUGCUACCUCUCACCCUCCAUUGCAUUGCUGAGGUUUUUGAAGAUAGUUUUUUUUUUAAAUAGUCCUUCAGCUAUUUCUUUAUGAACUUUAGUUUAAAUACAAGUAGAAGAAAUGGAGAGACAACUUAGGAGACAACUUAGGAAAUGUUAAAUUAACAGUUUGUGAAAUAAAGAAUGUACUUCUGCUUGGA